Molecule: messenger RNA, 918 nt
Organism: Uloborus diversus
Lineage: Eukaryota; Metazoa; Arthropoda; Arachnida; Araneae; Uloboridae
Product: carcinoembryonic antigen-related cell adhesion molecule 8-like
Exons: 6
Coding region: 1-918 (305 amino acids)
Source: RefSeq, a predicted model, not a curated record
AUGCUUUCAUUUCGUUCUGGAAUUUCAAAGAAAAAUGCUUGUUUUAUACAUGUUUUAGGUCUCACUUGGAGUAAAACCAUCCGAGUUACCGAGCUGAGGGUUCCAUCCGCAGUGGUACUCGGAGAGUCCGUAACUCUUGUGUGCAGCUAUGAGCUUGGGAAUGAGGAUCUCUACGUCGUCAAGUGGUACAAGGAUGAUUUAGAGUUCUAUCGAUACGAGCCAAAAGACGAUAAUCAGUCGGUCUAUUUCCCACAGCCUGGGAUAGAUAUAGACCUCUCCAAAUCUGGCAGCAACGUCGUUUAUCUCCGCAACGUGGCUCUGGAUUCGGCGGGAACCUACAAGUGCCAGGUAUCGACGGACGCCCCUACAUACAGUUGCGUUCAGGCAGUCAAAGAAAUGAACGUCAUAAUUUUGCCAUUGGAUGGACCCACGAUUUCAGGUGGUGCGAAAAGCUAUGAAUUUGGGGACAACGUCAAUCUAAAUUGCACAUCAGCCAAAUCAAAGCCAGCUGCAAAGCUCAGUUGGAUUGUGAAUGACAAACCUGUAUCUGAUAACGUGACAAUCGAUCACGGCGUGACUGUCCAUAAUAACAAUUUACAAAUCACGACAAAAGCGCUACAUUUGCCAGUAACAGAGACAUUAUUCCAAAAAGGAAAAGUGGAUAUUAAAUGCGAAGCCACAUUUUACGAGAGCGUCGCUGUCAUUAGUAGAGAAAUUACCAUAUUAGAAGAACCAGGAGGCGCACUUGAUGGGCCAGGAGUCACACUUGAUGAGUCAAAAACCGCACUUGAUGGGCCAGGAGUCACAAUUGAUGAGUCAAAAAACGCACUUGAUGGACCAGGAGUCGCACUUAAUAAGGCAGGAGCACAGAACUGUCUGGGAGUUUCAGAGGAUAACUUUCAUAGGAUAACUUUCUAA